This is a messenger RNA of Talpa occidentalis (Iberian mole), 3711 nucleotides long. It is a transcript of the gene ITGB1, whose product is annotated as integrin subunit beta 1. The coding region runs from base 83 to 2479 and encodes 798 amino acids. Gene Ontology annotation, cellular component: integrin complex; cell surface; focal adhesion. The transcript is spliced from 16 exons. Gene Ontology annotation, biological process: cell migration; integrin-mediated signaling pathway; cell adhesion mediated by integrin. Lineage: Eukaryota; Metazoa; Chordata; Mammalia; Eulipotyphla; Talpidae. The record is from RefSeq and is a predicted model, not a curated record. Gene Ontology annotation, molecular function: integrin binding; fibronectin binding; laminin binding.
GCCAGCCCGAGGGAGAGGCCGCGCGGGAGCCGCGGAGCAGCAGGCCCGAGAGAGCGCGCCGGGGCCGACGCCGCCCGGGAAGAUGAAUUUACAACUGAUUUUCUGGAUUGGACUGAUCAGUUCAAUUUGCUAUGUAUUUGGCCAAACAGAUGAAAAUAGAUGUUUGAAAGCAAAUGCUAAAUCAUGUGGAGAAUGUAUACAAGCAGGACCAAAUUGUGGAUGGUGUACAAAUUCAACAUUUUUACAAGAAGGAAUGCCUACUUCUGCACGAUGUGAUGAUUUAGAAGCCUUAAAAAAGAAGGGUUGCCACCCAGAUGACAUAGAAAAUCCCAGAGGUUCUAAAGAUAUAACGAAAAAUAAAGUCGUAACUAACCGUAGUAAAGGAACAGCGGAGAAACUCCAGCCAGAAGAUAUCACUCAGAUACAACCACAGCAAUUGGUUUUGCAGUUACGAUCAGGGGAGCCACAGACAUUUACCUUAAAAUUCAAGAGAGCUGAAGACUAUCCCAUAGAUCUCUACUACCUGAUGGACCUGUCUUACUCUAUGAAAGAUGAUUUGGAGAAUGUAAAAAGUCUUGGAACAGAUCUGAUGAAUGAAAUGAGGAGGAUUACUUCAGACUUCCGAAUUGGCUUUGGCUCAUUCGUGGAGAAAACUGUGAUGCCUUACAUUAGUACAACACCAGCUAAGCUCAGGAACCCUUGCACAAGUGAACAGAACUGCACCAGCCCAUUUAGCUACAAAAAUGUGCUUAGCCUUACUGAUAAAGGGGAAGUAUUUAAUGAACUUGUUGGUAAACAGCGCAUAUCUGGCAAUUUGGAUUCUCCAGAAGGUGGCUUUGAUGCAAUCAUGCAAGUUGCAGUUUGUGGAUCAUUGAUUGGCUGGAGGAAUGUUACACGUCUGCUGGUAUUUUCCACGGAUGCUGGGUUUCACUUUGCUGGAGAUGGGAAACUUGGUGGCAUUGUUUUACCAAAUGAUGGGCAGUGCCACCUGGAAAAUGAUGUAUACACAAUGAGCCAUUAUUAUGAUUAUCCUUCUAUUGCUCACCUUGUCCAGAAACUAAGUGAAAAUAACAUUCAGACAAUUUUUGCAGUUACUGAAGAAUUUCAGCCUGUUUACAAGGAACUGAAAAAUUUGAUUCCCAAGUCAGCAGUAGGAACAUUAUCUGCAAAUUCCAGCAAUGUAAUUCAGUUGAUCAUUGAUGCCUACAAUUCCCUUUCCUCAGAAGUCAUUUUGGAAAACAGUAAAUUGCCAGAGGGAGUAACAAUAAAUUAUAAAUCUUACUGCAAGAAUGGUGUGAAUGGAACAGGGGAAAAUGGAAGAAAAUGCUCCAAUAUUUCCAUUGGAGAUGAGGUUCAAUUUGAAAUUAGCAUAACUUCCAAUAAAUGUCCAAAUAAACAUUCUGAAACAAUUAAAAUUAAGCCUCUGGGCUUCACUGAAGAAGUAGAGAUUAUUCUCCAGUUCAUCUGUACAUGUGAAUGCCAAAGUGAAGGCAUCCCUAGCAGUCCAAAGUGUCAUGAAGGAAAUGGAACAUUUGAGUGUGGAGCUUGUAGGUGCAAUGAGGGACGUGUUGGUAGACAUUGUGAAUGUAGCACAGAUGAAGUUAACAGUGAAGAUAUGGAUGCUUACUGCAGGAAAGAAAACAGUUCAGAAAUAUGUAGCAACAAUGGAGAGUGUGUCUGUGGACAAUGUGUUUGUAGGAAGAGAGAUAAUACAAAUGAAAUUUAUUCUGGCAAAUUUUGCGAAUGUGAUAAUUUCAACUGUGAUAGAUCCAAUGGCUUAAUAUGUGGAGGAAAUGGUAUUUGCAAGUGUCGUGUUUGUGAAUGCAACCCAAACUACACUGGCAGUGCAUGUGAUUGUUCUUUGGAUACUACCUCUUGUAUGGCCACAAAUGGACAAAUCUGUAAUGGCCGGGGCAUCUGUGAGUGCGGGGCCUGUAAGUGUACAGAUCCAAAGUUUCAAGGGCCAACUUGUGAGAUGUGUCAGACCUGCCUUGGUGUCUGUGCUGAACAUAAAGAAUGUGUCCAGUGCAGAGCCUUCAAUAAAGGAGAAAAAAAAGACACAUGUGCACAAGAAUGUUCACAUUUCAACAUUACCAAGGUUGAAAAUCGGGAUAAAUUACCCCAGCCUGGCCAGGUUGACCCCUUGUCCCAUUGUAAAGAGAAAGAUGUUGAUGACUGCUGGUUCUACUUCACAUAUUCAGUCAAUGGGAACAAUGAAGCCAUUGUUCAUGUUGUAGAAACUCCAGAGUGUCCCACUGGUCCAGACAUCAUUCCAAUUGUAGCUGGUGUGGUUGCUGGAAUUGUUCUUAUUGGCCUUGCAUUAUUGCUGAUUUGGAAGCUUUUAAUGAUUAUUCAUGACAGAAGGGAAUUUGCCAAAUUUGAAAAGGAAAAAAUGAAUGCCAAAUGGGACACGGGUGAAAAUCCUAUAUAUAAGAGUGCCGUAACAACUGUUGUCAAUCCGAAGUAUGAGGGAAAAUGAGCACUACCUGUCCAAAUUUCACAACACUGAAUGCAAAAUAGUAAUUUUUAUAGUCACGAUAAGGUAGCUUUAGGGCAAUAUCACUAUGAUUUUUAUUUGUGCAGGUUUUGAAAGUGUACAAUAUGUAUAAUUAAAAUGUUUUUUUGUUUGUUUUUUUGUUGUUUUUUUUUUUUGAAAAUAAUGUUAUAAUCAAUGCCAGGGACUGACAAAAGACUUGAGACAGGAUGAUACUUAUCCUUGUCAGCUAAGGUCACAUUGUGCCUUUUUGACGUUUUCCUCCUGGACUUUUAAAAUCAGGUUCUUUUUGGACUGAAAAGAUUUCAAGAAUGAUUGAAAAUACAGUAAAGUAUGAAAUGACGUGUUUCCACUAAUCAGGUAUUAAAACUGAUUUUUAGUUUUACAGAUAUGUACAUUUUUAGUUAUAUGAAUCCAAAGUAAAUGUCCCUCAAGAUGUUUAGAAUUAAGUUUAUCUUGUUAUUUGCCUAUUAGGCAUAAACUGAUGUCAUAUCUGAAAGAUGGGUGUCUUGGGAGUUACUAGCAUAAAAUAAUUUUGAAAUAUUUUGAUCUACAAAGGCCAUGGGAAAGUUAGAGAAGUUAGGAAAGGAAAGCAUAGCUUUAAAACCUGUGUGCCAUUUUUAAGAGUUACUUUAUCUUGGUAACUUUCAUGCCUUCUCUUUAUAAAUUCAAGCCUUGGGGAAAAGUAUUGAGAAAAUUUCUGCUAAACAGAUGUUUAAUUUUGCAUUAUUUACAUACAGGACUUAAUUUAUAUAGCAUUCGCUGAAUUGGGGUCCAUCCAGUUGACUAUAUUGUUUGGCUAUUUUGUUAAAGCCUGGUGCUUUCUUACCACCUCUUCUAAUCUUUUGAUGUAUUUGUUUGCAAUUUUGGGUUAAAUUUUUUUCUAUCAAUACAUUUUCUUUGAUGUUUAGCUGUAAAUUUGCCUUUUUAAAGAACAUGUGAAGUUGUGUUGCAGCUUAUCCAACAGCUUUCACUUAAGCAAGUGUUACUUUCAGUUAGUGCUGUAACAGAUCACUGUAUAUUUACUUCUCACUGAGUUAUGCAUUUUGUUUCAUACUAGUCACAUCCUUGUGUUAAGUGCCUUUUAAUUUUAACCGUUCACUUUUUACAGUGCUGUUUACUGAAGUUAUUUAUUAAAUAAAUAAAAAAGCCAACAAUAUUUAAAUUGGAUGUUUUUGUUUUAUAUUGAUAUACUUUUGUCCAUUUGUGUGCAUGAU